This is a messenger RNA of Zasmidium cellare ATCC 36951, 2181 nucleotides long. RefSeq lists its product as uncharacterized. The transcript has a single exon. The record is from RefSeq and is a predicted model, not a curated record. Gene Ontology annotation, biological process: DNA-templated transcription. Gene Ontology annotation, molecular function: DNA binding; zinc ion binding. Lineage: Eukaryota; Fungi; Ascomycota; Dothideomycetes; Mycosphaerellales; Mycosphaerellaceae. The coding region runs from base 1 to 2181 and encodes 726 amino acids.
AUGCCAGCUCAUGAAGGAUUGCCGGAUACUGGAAUGAUGGGCUUCGAUUUCUGGGACCAAAACGUAUUGUCUGCUACGAAUUGGCUGGACGGUCUGGACAAUACAGCCUUCGUUGGAUAUCCGAUGUCGCAAAUGGAAUCGAAUGAACAGCUCUUUGGCCCUUUUGGUGUUUCCAACAACGCGAUCACAGGAGCUAUUGUGGCUACGCCCGCCAGUAAGAACAGGAGCCAGGUUCAAACCGAGUCGCCUCAGAGUAUCUUCUCGCCCCGUUCGGCUGCAGUGACUGAAGGCAACACAAGCCACACGUCUUACGAUGGUGGACAAGCCGAGGUCGGCCAAUACUAUGUUGAUGGCGAGCCUGCCAGACUGCCUCGAGUCAAAAGACGCAAGAUAUCGCAGUCCCAACCGACGCUCCAGUCUGAUACCGCAGAUGGCUUUAGUCUUCAAAUGCGACCGGUAUCUGAAGCUCCUGAGCAUACUCCUUUCAAGAUAACCGCUGGAGAUUACAAUGCGAUUGUGGAAUCUUACCAGCGGCUCUGUAUCAGUCCACCACCAGGAUGGAUAGCUUAUGAACCCGUCGAGCUUCCAUCCGUGGAGAUUUUGACAUUCUUACUUGGCCUCUAUCAUAGAAAUUUCAGCCAGACGUUGCCUGUCCUGCAUCCUCUUGGCUUCGAUGCUGAUGGCCCUCGGGAGGGCUUGAUUCUUGCCAUGGCAGCUAUAGGGACUCAUUACCCGCAAGAAGGCGGGUCUGCCAGACUAAGCAAAUCGAUGCAUGAGUUUGUACGCCGCUUACUGCUCUACCAGUAUGAGACUGUGUUCGAUGACACUGUGUCCACUUGCUGGACCUGCACAGAAUUGCUCAACUUGGUUGGCAUGGCAUAUUGCGAUGACCUGAAGCUUCAGCGCUAUGCGUUAACUUCGAGACACCGGGUCGCUACUAUUUUCGCGAGAUCUAGACAGAACUUGAGCUCAGAAAGCCGGAGACCUGCUCAGGACGAAAGCAGUGGGAAUGAAUUCCGAUCUUGGGUCAGACGUGAAACCGCCAUUAGGCUUGCCUACGGUGCCUGGAUGACAGAUUGCAUGUUCCAAUAUCAGUUCCAGUCUGAGCAUGUCUUGAGCUUGAAAGAUGCUCAGAUACCUUUGCCCUGUGAAGAAGGAAGGUGGAACGCUACGAACGAGCAGGACUGGAAAGAGCAGACAAAGGCCGCUCAACCACCAACUUUGAACGAAGCACUCCAGGAUCUAUAUGUCGAAAAGCAUAUGCCAAAAGAGCGAGGGGAAUUCGCGAGAAUACUGAUCAUCCAUGGGUUGUAUCAUCGAAUGUGGGAGGUCGCAGACUAUUUGUCGAAUCCAUUGGCUCACUGGGAACCAACCGCGAAUAGGCAAGCGAGUUCAGAUGUCCUACCGUCGACGCCGAUCUGGCUUCCAUCUAUUCCUACCUUUACCAGAUGGCAAAACUCGGCUUGCGACUGUCUAGAUGUGCUUCAUUGGCAGGCAAACGCGACAAUCGGCCAAGCCAGCGGGCUGGAGCAUCCAACCGUUCUUCAUCUGCACUUGGCCAGAAUCAUCCUCCUCGCGCCUCAUGCAGAGAUCACGAAGCUUGCAAAGGCCAUGGUAGUCCCGUCUGCGGUUCGUGAUAACGACGAGAUGCUCUCGAAUAAGCGGCUGAUCCAGCGAUGGGCGAUACAACAUCAAUACAAAGCCAGGCUUGCGAUAAUCCAUGCGGGUGUGGUGUUUUGGCACGUUCGUCGAUACUCUGUAGAUGGGUUUCACGAAGCACCAGCAGUCGCCCUCGCUGCACUGACACUGUGGGCGUUUGGGACUUUCUCAAACAAGAAAGCUCUUAGCAGAUCGACUUCCCAACAGCCACAGAGUACACACCCGCCACGAAUGCAGGAGGCGAGAGAGGAUUCCGACCAGAGCGAUGAUGCCUCCUGCAACAUAAUUCUCCUGGACCGCCCAGCAGACGAUGAAAUUGUCCAGCAGUUCAUACGGAACGGUCACAACAUGAAAGCUAAUGUCGCUGGAAGCGACUUGUACGCAUCGAAAGGACCAGAGCGUGCGUUACGUCAAGGAUGUAAAUUGCUCGCUUCGCUCAGGUGUUGGGGAACCAGUACCCACUGGAAUCGUUUGCUACAGAAACUCGUCGAAACAGUGCAGAAGUCGUCAGCGAAGACAUAA